Molecule: messenger RNA, 1696 nt
Organism: Saccostrea echinata
Lineage: Eukaryota; Metazoa; Mollusca; Bivalvia; Ostreida; Ostreidae
Product: ferrochelatase, mitochondrial-like
Exons: 11
Coding region: 66-1319 (417 amino acids)
Biological process (GO): heme biosynthetic process
Molecular function (GO): protoporphyrin ferrochelatase activity
Source: RefSeq, a predicted model, not a curated record
GACGUCACACGGUGAAGAGGGCGCUUCCUUCUUGUAAACUUGUAAUCUGAAAGUAGAACGAAAACAUGGCCUUGCCGAUGUCGAAAAGCUUUGCACGAAAUGCUUGCCAGUACUUGAAGUCAUGGAGUGUACACAGCUCACCAGGUGUCCUUGUGAAUGCAUGUCAGCAAUACAGCACAAACAGCUCCAAACCAAAGACAGGGGUACUGAUGCUGAAUAUGGGGGGACCAGAGACAGAGGGACACGUCCAGGACUUCUUAACACGUCUCUUCUUAGACAGAGACUUAAUGCAGCUCCCGGCUCAACAAGUGCUUGGUCCAAGGAUUGCCCAGAGAAGGACACCAAAGAUUCAGGAACAGUACAGGAAGAUUGGGGGAGGAUCUCCAAUCAAACAGUGGACAGAAACCCAGGGUCAAGGAAUGGUUAAAAUACUUGACCAGAUCAGUCCACAAACAGCUCCACACAAAUUUUAUGUUGGUUUUCGAUAUGUACACCCACUUACAGAGGAUGCUAUAGAGGAAAUGGAGAGUGAUGGUAUAGAGAGGGGCGUGGCCUUCACUCAGUACCCUCAGUACAGCUGUUCUACAACUGGGAGCAGUAUCAAUGCUUUCUACAGACAUUACGCCAAGCGAGCACAACCCUCCAGCAUACUGUGGAGCUGUAUCGACCGCUGGCCCACACACCCUGGCCUGAUUCAGGCUUUUGUAGAAAGCAUUCAGAGUGAACUUGCCAAAUUUCCAGACAAAGAUCAGGAUGAUGUUGUAAUCCUGUUUUCCGCCCACUCUCUCCCUCUUAAGGUUGUGAACAGAGGUGAUCCUUACCCAGCAGAAGUAGGAGCUACAGUUAACAGAGUAAUGGAAGCUCUGAAUUACAGCAACCAGUACCGCCUGGUUUGGCAGUCUAAGGUUGGACCUCUUCCAUGGCUAGGGCCUGCGACAGAUUCCGCUAUAGAAGGACUUGCUGCCAAAGGGAAGAAGAACAUCUUAUUAGUCCCCAUUGCCUUCACUAGUGACCAUAUUGAAACUCUCUUUGAAUUGGAUCUGGAAUAUGCUGAGGAACUAGGAGAGAAGCACAACAUCAACAUCAGACGAGCCCCAGCUAUGAAUGGCAGCUUAACUUUCAUCAAGGCACAGGCAGAUAUUGUGAAGUCUCACUUGGAGUCCAACCGAGCCUGUUCUAAACAGCUGCUGCUGAGAUGUCCAAUAUGUGUCAACAACACGUGUGGUCAGGCCAAACAGUUCUUUAGUGACCAGCAGGUGCUACUGGACACGCAUAGACAACAAGAAAGUGUGGACAGAACAAUGUCAGCUCACGUCUGAGCUGGACAGGAAGCUGUGUUCUAAUUGUCAAAUGCACAAGAUUCUGUAAAAAUGAACUAUUCCUUAUAUAUCAACUUUUUUAUUUUACUUUAUUUAUGGGCAAAAGAGGGUCUUUCAUAAAUUCUUGGUUCUUACAAUAUUUUUAGUAAAUUAAAAAUGAUUAUUUUUCUACUAUUUAAUGUGAAUGUAAGAUAUGUUUAGUUAUGUUUACAUCCCUGUGUUCAAGUCUUAUCUAAAAGUCACUAAGAUACAGUGUCUACAUGUACCAAGAUUAGUUGAGUGGGUUUGUCCAGGGAAACUUUUGAUUGAUAGUAAAGUUCCAAACAUGUUUUUUUUUUAUUGUGAACUUUUUGUGUUGAAUAAAUGAGGUGCUUUUA